AUGUGUGGAUGUUAUUCUCCUAUGAUACAUGAAUUUAAGACAACUGGACCAGACACGAGCAAAACACAGACUAAAGGCAAAAAACGGAAGACAAGUGAAAAAGAAAACGUGGACUAUCGUGAAAAAACAAAAAGGACAAGAACAUAUCGAAAAGUAAGUUCAUCGUCCGAAAAUAGUACGGACAUGGAUAUUGAGUAUGCUGAUAGUGAGGUAACAUGUUAUAUGCAAGAAGAUACUUUAGAUAAUGAUGAAGAUAAUUUGGAUAAUGUUGAUGACGACCUCAUUGAAAGAAAAGAAGAUAACGCAGAACAAGCAAAUACGUUCGAUUUAGAUGAAAAAACUGGAUUUUUAAAUCAAAGGAUAGAUCCCAAUAAAAAAAUCAAUAUUUUGUCCACGAAAAUCAUCAUGAAAGCAAAAAGUGAAAUAAUGAUCAAAGCAAUGACGCAGAUAUAA
This is a messenger RNA of Parnassius apollo (apollo), 453 nucleotides long. The record is from the annotation of a GenBank genome assembly. NCBI's taxonomy places the organism in Eukaryota, Metazoa, Arthropoda, Insecta, Lepidoptera, Papilionidae.